Molecule: messenger RNA, 1794 nt
Organism: Cimex lectularius (bed bug)
Lineage: Eukaryota; Metazoa; Arthropoda; Insecta; Hemiptera; Cimicidae
Product: cholinesterase 1-like
Exons: 6
Coding region: 84-1706 (540 amino acids)
Source: RefSeq, a predicted model, not a curated record
AUUUAAAUAAUCACGUUGUGUUACGGUGAAAUCAUGCUUCAGGUUGACAUUCAACGAAGGAACCGACAUUUUAGAGCUUCGUUAUGUUUCUGAAUCGCUGGGAAAACCUCUGGUUUUUCAUGAAGCUUUUUGGGUUCACAGAGGAUAUGGGAUUCGGCAACAAGAUCAAUGCGAACGUGAUGAUAUCGACCAGAGGUCGUCUGUUCAUGGGCUUCGAGGGUAUCCGCUAUGCCCAGCCGCCAGUCGGGAACCUCAGGUUUAAAGACCCGGAGCCGUUCGAGAGGUUCGAUAGCAUCAGGCGGCAGGUCGACUGCCUACAGUUCGACCCGACGACCGAGAAAAUGAUCGGACAGGAGGACUGCCUUUUUCUUAACAUCUACACACCUGUGAAGUUUAUGAGCGUGAAAAUGCCGGUUCUGAUUUGGAUCUACGGAAGCCCGUUUUAUUUUGGAAAUAGCGCAAACAGCCUUCUCGGAGCGGAGAGGCUCAGUAACUAUGACAUCGUCAUUGUGAUGAUAAACUACCGCGUGGGUCCGCUGGGUUUCGCGAGCUACGAGAACUCCACCCUGCCCGGCAACCUCGGUCUCAAGGACCAACUCAUGGCUAUAGAAUGGGUUUUUAAAAAUAUCCGAAAGUUCGGAGGGGAUCCGAAUAGGGUGACACUAGGAGGAAUCGGCUCCGGAGCGGCUCACGUUCUCUUCCACCUAAACGGGGUGAUGAACGGCCGGAUAAACAAAGGUAUAGCAAUCGGAGGGUCGAGGUUCGCACCUUGGGCUUUCGGCAAGCCGUCAUGGGUCAAAAUGCACACGGAACUCCUAGCUCAGUCGGUCAACUGCAAGUACGCUAAGCCAAAGAUGUUCUCGUCCCAGUUUCCCUAUGAAAACGGACUGGGGCAGAACAUUUCAAUCCUUUUACCAACACAUCGAUGCAACGCCUCCUUGGAUGAUGACAACUUGGCCCAAAUCGCAUACCAAGCUGAGAGACACAUACCUUUUUGGGACAAGAUCAUUCAGCCUUUUCAACCUGUGAUAGACGGUCAUAUCAUACCAGGCAACCCUCGGGAUUUCAAUGGAAAACACAAGUUCUCCCUAUUGCUUGGUUUAAACAGAGACGAAGGGGGCUUCAUGGUGUCUUAUGCCAAAAACAAUGAGCUCCCAAAGGAAGAGGUGAAGUCUGCUUUCGAGUCUUUCUUCAGGGAUGGUGUCGUCAGGGAUAGGAAGCUCGUCAUGUACAACACGGUUGUCAAUGAAAACAUCACCUCUUUGUACAACCAUUUUAACACUACCGACGACAAGCUGUCGGCGAUUACGAGCGACGGAUGGUUUCUCCUUCCGGCCAUGGCGGAGGCCAAAUUCCACAACGGUCCUUUAAAGGCGUUCAUGUUCGGCGAUUACUUCGGCUGGAAACAUAUGGACUGCUCGGUCGAAAGAAAAAUCAGACAGUCCGUACACGGUGACCAGCUCCCAUUCAUAUUCUUCAUAUAUAGGUGCAGGGAUCUGAGCUUUUAUUUCAAUAUGGUCGCGGACGGUUAUACGGACGUGAUAGCCGACUUCGUCUCUGACAGAAAUGUACGCCUGAGGACAUACCAAGACGAUCAGGAUACAAUUUUUGACCUCACAAAAGCUCUCCGUAAUCCUGAUGAGUUUAAAUGGAUCGACCAUAACCUAUCGGCACGAAUGCAUUUCUGGUCUAAACUUAUUAAAUGAGCCAAGAUUAUGAUUUGCCAAAAUCAUGAAGUCAAAUAUGUCUUCCGACACCUGUCUGAAUAACUAAUAAAUAAUCUACUAUCUAACA